This is a messenger RNA of Urocitellus parryii (Arctic ground squirrel), 3304 nucleotides long. RefSeq names its product insulin like growth factor binding protein acid labile subunit (gene Igfals). NCBI's taxonomy places the organism in Eukaryota, Metazoa, Chordata, Mammalia, Rodentia, Sciuridae. The record is from RefSeq and is a predicted model, not a curated record. Gene Ontology annotation, molecular function: protein binding.
UCUCCCUGUGGAUCUAUAAUUUCUCAGAAGAGAGGUUGAGGAAUGAACUGGAAAAUCCCUGGAGACAGGGCAGCACAGGUAGGAUCUGCAGUGCCCUGCUCCCCACUGUCUGACCUGGUCGGCCUCUUCCUACCUCACAAGGAGGCACGUGUAUAGAGAGCCCCAAGCCCCCCGAGCAGCCCCUCUGCAGCCCUAGUGUUGCCUUUUCUGGCACUUUCUGUGCAUCCUCAUUCCCACUGUUCCGAGCAGGGUGGAGAGUCUUGAAGAGAGUCUGCUGGAGGCCAUGGGGUGUGGGUCAGGCCUCACCCACCAGGCCCUGGAAGAGGGACCCUAAGCCAGGGAGUGGAGCAAAGCCUGACCACCCAGGGGUGACCUCUAGCAGGCCAGACACCAGGUACCUGUCCCUGUGGUCUGCAUACAAUGGGGUGACUGAGGGUUGGCCAGGCCCUUGGUGGAGACUUGCAGGAAGUAGGGGGCAGGUGGAGGCUGACCGCUGGGCCACAAGACCUGACUCAGAGGCCAGGCUGCCCCACUGUCUUCCCUGCCCGCCUCUCCUAGGUCAGUGCCAGAGGAGGCAAACACAAGGUGGCCAGUGGCCCUGCCAGGUGUUCCUAGAAGAGGCCUUGGGGGAGGAGCAGUGGUCAGACAUUAGCUGACCUUGAGGUCACAGGUGGGGCUGAGGCUGGGCCUGGACCCUGAACAGCCCCUGAGUCUGGAAUGUGAAUGCAAUGCAGCAGGCAAGGAGCAAGGCAGUCAAAGGCCCACUCAGGCUGUUAGGAGACCCCAGGGCAGGCAGCAUACUGGGCAGCUGGGCUGAGCAUUGGGAAAUGAGGUGGCACUGGUUUAACCCAACACAGUCAGACAGAGUCAGGGGACCCUGGGGUCCCUGGUGCCCCAGGAGCUGCCCAAGGGCCCCUGCUUGUAUCAGGAGCUAGUCAUUGGGUCCCCCAGGCGUGUCUUGAGCACCAGCCCUUCAAAGGCUGCUGUCGGGRUGUCCCUGCCCCCACCUCUGGGCGCAUCCCACCUAUGGGGGGCACACAAUGAACCUGAUGGCCCCYAGAGCAGCACCACAGCCCACCUCAGAUCCUGAAGGAGGCCUCAGGGUGGACAAGGCCCCAGCCACUUCCCUGCACUCUCUGACCCAGGGGAUCUGGACUAACACUGGCUGCCCGGCAUGAGGGGGUUAAAGGGGCUGGGGCAGGGCUGGCUGGCGGGCUGUCCCUGCCGUGGGGAAACACAGGGCAGGGGCAGCCAGCCCAGCAGACUGCCCUUGCUCAUUGCCUGCUGCAGCCUGCUCUCACGCGGGAUGGCCUGCAGGGAAGGAGGCCUAGCCCUGGUGGCACUGCUGGUCUCCUGGGCAGCACUGGGCCCCUGUGGCCUGGGUGGAGCAGAGCCCAGAGUGCUGGCAGACACCGAGGGCCCACAGUGCCCGGCCAUCUGCAUCUGCAGUUAUGAGGACGACACGGGGGAGCUCAACGUUUUCUGCAGCUCGAGGAACCUCACGCACCUGCCCAUCGGUAUCCCAGAUGGCACCAGGGCCCUGUGGCUUGAUGGCAACAACCUCUCUUCCAUCCCCCCAGCGGCCUUCCAGAACCUGUCCAACCUGGACUUCCUCAACCUGCAGGGCAACUGUCUGAGUGGCCUGGAGCCACAGGCACUCCUGGGCCUGCAGAACCUGUACCACCUUCACCUGGAGAGGAACCAGCUGCGGAGCCUGGCAGCUGGCUCAUUCGCGCACACACGCAGCCUGGCCUCACUCAGCCUCGGCAACAACCUGCUCGGCAGGCUGGAGGAGGGCCUCUUCCAGGGCCUCCCGCAUCUCUGGGACCUCAACCUUGGCUGGAACAGCCUGGUUGUGCUGCCCAACAAGGUGUUCCAGGGCCUGGGCAGCCUCCGUGAGCUGGUACUGGCUGGCAACAAGCUGGCCUACCUGCAGCCGGCGCUCUUCUGCGGCCUGGGAGAGCUUCGGGAGCUGGAUCUGAGCAGGAACGCACUGCGCAGCAUAAAGGCCAGCGUCUUCGUGCAGCUGCCCCGGCUGCAGAAGCUCCACCUGGACCGCAACCUCAUCACAGCCCUGGCCCCUGGCGCCUUCCUGGGCAUGAGGGCGCUGCGCUGGCUGGACCUGUCGCACAACCGUGUGGCCAGCCUCCCAGAGGACGCCUUCCCUGGCCUGCUGGGCCUGCACGUGCUGCGCCUGGCACACAAUGCCAUUGGCAGCCUCCGGCCUCGCAGCUUCAAGGACCUGCACUUCCUGGAAGAGCUGCAGCUGGGGCACAACCGAAUCCGGCAGCUGGCAGAGAAGACGUUUGAGGGCCUGGGGCAGCUGGAGGUGCUCACGCUCAACGACAACCAGAUCCAGGAGGUCAAGGCGGGUGCCUUCCUCGGCCUCUUCAACGUGGCUGUUGUGAACCUCUCUGGCAACUGCCUGCAGACCCUCUCAGGUCAGGUGUUCCGGGGCCUGGCCACACUACACAGCCUUCACCUGGAGGGCAGCUGCCUGGGCCGUCUGGGCCCCCAGACCUUCGCAGGCCUAUCAGGGCUGCGCAGGCUCUUCCUCAAGGACAGCGGCAUCUCCAGCCUCGAGGAGCGGAGCCUGGGAGGGCUGCACUCGCUCCAGGAGCUGGAUCUUACCUCCAACCAGCUCUCACACCUGCCCAGGGGGCUCUUCCAGGGCCUCAGCCAGCUGGAGUACCUGCUGCUCUCCGGCAACCAGCUAUCAGCCCUGCCUGCAGACCUCCUGCGGCCCCUGCAGCGGGCCUUCUGGCUGGAUCUCUCUCACAAUCGCCUGGAAGUGCUGCCUGAGGGCCUCUUCUCCACACUGGGCCAGUUGCGCUACCUCAGUCUCAGGAACAACUCCCUGCAGACCUUCCUGCCACAGCCUCCAGGCCUGGAGCGCCUGUGGCUUGAGGGCAAUCCCUGGGACUGUCGCUGCCCACUCCGGGCGCUAAGGGACUUUGCCCUGCAGAACCCCAGUGUUGUGCCCCGCUCUGUCCAGGCUGUCUGUGAGGGUGACGACUGCCAGCCCGGGUACACUUACAACAACAUCACCUGUGCCAGCCCUGCCAACGUCUCGGGCCUCGACCUGCGGGAUGUUGGCGAGGACCACUUUGCACACUGCUGAGCCAGGGCUCCUGGCUUGGCACCCCUGCCCAUUCACUGUCCUCAGCUCCUGGGCUGCUCAUUCACUGGGGCUAGCAGUCCUGGCAGCUCAGGAUGCUUGGGUGGGCGCAGGCUUGUAUGUACCCAAGGGCCUGAGCAGAAGGUGGAGCACAGCAGUGUCCCAGCUGCCAACAAUUAAAGUGAA